Chilo suppressalis (striped riceborer) is the source of this 2846-nucleotide messenger RNA. NCBI's taxonomy places the organism in Eukaryota, Metazoa, Arthropoda, Insecta, Lepidoptera, Crambidae. The record is from the annotation of a GenBank genome assembly.
GAAUUUAAAAGAUUAGCCAAUUGAGCCACACAACAGACAAAACUUUUACUUUGAUAUUUCAAGUAAAAUGGAUCAGCCCAAUGCCGCCGGCUCGUCCGGUGUAGUGAGAAAUAGUGCGCUGUCGUUCGUUCAAGAAGCUGCGCUUGCGCAGGAAGCUUCUCAAACACAGGAUGUAGCACACGGUUCCAAGGAGCAAGUAGGGCAAGACAGAAUGGUGCCAGCAGGACUGAAGGCAUUAUGUGAAGCCUAUUCCGGUCUGUAUCCGGACCAGCCAAAUCCAUUGCAAGUGACAACCAGACUCAAAUAUUGGUUAGGCGGCCACGAUCCGUUGGAUUACAUCAGCAUGUACUGGAACCCCGGCAAGCCUGAAGAGAACAUACCGGCUCAUUGGCAUUAUGUCAGUUUCGGGCUAUCGGACUUGCACGGCGACGGGCGCGUGCACCCGCUGGGCUCCCCGUGGUCGGGCUACGGGUUGGAGCUGACCCUCCGCCUGGCGGCCGACGCUGGUGUGGCGCAGCCCCCGCUGUGGCCCGCGGCUUUACUGCAAGCGCUGGCGAGAUACAUUUUUACCACGGGUAACAAGUUCUGCGCCGGCGACCACAUAAGCUGGCACGCUUCCCUAGACGGGCAGGCUAACCAGAAGGCGCGGGUUCGACACCUGCUCGUGGCUGCAGAUCCCCAGUUGAAGGCCAUAGACACACCGCACGGAACCGUCGAGUUUAUACAGGUCGUCGGGUGCACAGGCAGGGAAUUAAGGGCUGCCCAGCGAGGUUCCUGUACAGACGUACUCAAACUGAUUGGGGAGGAUCCUAGAUGCGGCGCGGGCGCUUGGCUAGUGACGCGCGUGUCCCGCGGGGGCUCGGCGCGGGGGCUCCGCAGGCGGGGCGGGGGCGGGGGCGGGGGCGGGGGCGGGGGCGGGGGCGGGGGCGCGGGCCGCGGGCGCUCCGGCCCGGCUCACUUGGCCGGAGUCUCCGCGGCGCUCAACUACCACGCCCUGCCCGAUACACAGUCUAGCAGCGGUGACAGCCCUUCGUCCCCAGGGCUGUCACCCACCGUCGAGCAAGAGAUUAAAGAUACCCUUCAAAGGGGGCUGAGCACCAUGAGCAUAGACAGAAGCGGCCCUGAGGGGCACAUGUCUACGGAUAGUUUUGAGAUGUCGAGUAUGGAGCGAGCACUGCCCAGGAUACCGGAAGUGAUGCAGGGUUCUUGGCGUGGAGAAGACGACAUUGAGUACUAUCCCGGGGUACAUUUAAUAUUGAACGCAGAAGGAGCCAGCUUACUGCCUCUAGCCAUAGACGGUCGUGUCCUCCACGGGCGUCACUUCACGUGGCGGUGCGGGUCCCGCGCGGUUACCGUCCUGCCGCCCGGGCUCCCGGGGGCAAUUCCUACCAACCAUCAGCCCUACGCGGCGAGAGGACAGUGGAUGCAGAUUCUGUUACCGAAACAUUUGGCGAUGGACAUAUCGAAGAAAGUGUCCAGCUUCGAGACUCUGGCCGAAACCGAUUCGGAGUCGGACAGCGGCGACGAGGAGCGAAAGAGAGAACCGAUAAUGCUGCCUCUGACUUUAUUCUGGCCCGAGUUCAACUUGAAAAUAACCAUAGUACAAGAGUUGGAUGUGUUAUAACGUGCACUUUGCAUUUCUUUCAUUAUAAGUAGACUUGCAACGAAUAUUCGGUUACUAUUCGGUGUUCGGCCUAUUCGGCUGCUUUUAUUAUAUUCGGCCGAAUACCGAAUAUCUACAUAUUAUUCGGCCGAAUACCGAAUACUUAAAUAAUAUAUUUUGUCAUAGAGAAAUAUUUAGUAAAAUGAAAAAUUAAAAUAUUCAUAUUUUCAUUUCUGUAUAUAAUCAUUUAAGUAGUCAUUGGUACAUAAUCAUCUUCUGAAUUGGAAAAAUGGAGAAUCCUGUAUUUGAAUAAUUGUGGAACCUAAUCAAAAUUUAGAAGGGUAAGGUUCUCAUUUCUUUUAUAAUCAUUUAUUAAGUAGUCAUUUGUACAUAAAACAGGUACAUAAUUUAAUCAUUUUCUGUAUUUAACAAGUUAACAGUUUAAAUUCAUUUAGUCAUGUGAUGAAUGGUUACAUAAUAGCAAUAAUUUUAAGUUUACGCGCCGUUUUUGGCCAUAUCUCAAAAGUUGGUUUUGUCAUUUAGCCGCAUUUUAGCUUGAGGACGGCAGAUUAGAACAAAACAAAGGAGCGCGAAACAAUCACGUCUGUACAAGUUUUUGGCGCUAUAAUCCAGCCGAAUACUUUUGCCUAAUAUUCGGCUAUUCGGUCAGGUGCCUCGCCGAAUAUUCGGUAUUCGGUAUACUGCCGAAUAUACUAUUCGUUGCAAGUCUAAUAAUAAGUACUUAUAUUAUAUUUUUUGUAAAUUUGAAAUAAAAUAUUUUAUAAUCAACUAUUUAUUACGUUUGUUGUAUUUUAUUGCAUAAACUCAAGGAUAUUAAAUACCGUAGAUACAACAACACUAACAAAAUCGUGACCAAAACCUGUCCAAAAGGUACAUUGGACGAUCCACGGGGCUCCGUAAGAUGAUUGCGUUGUCAAAAAUCAUAUAAGGCAUUAUUUAAAGAUUGAAAGUCAAAUUUAGUUUAUACUGUAUAAGGUUGUAGGAAGGCCAAAGGGGAAGAUCUUCCUCCGAGCUGGGUGAUGGUAGCUCGGGGGCCGCGGCCCGACUGAUGUUGGUCGGGCAUCGUAUAUAUGAAGAGUUAGCCUUCGAAUUUCAUUUGCGCGAUGUAGGCUUCCAUACUAAUAUUGAUCGCAGUGCAGGUAACGCCAUCUCUUGAGGAUGGUGAGUAAUGAUUUCCUCCAUCCGUUGUAAAUAUGUGGGGCAUAUAGAUGUCGCCGCCACA